AUGCGCGAUUUGCACGACCGCUACGGUCCCGUUGUGCGUAUCGCCCCCAAUGAGCUCGCCUUCAAUGACACCACAGCCUGGAAGGAUAUCUAUGGACACCGCAUCGGUGAGCAUGAUAGCCAGGACGAGAACGAGAAGUGGAUCGUGGCGUAUGCUGGUAGCAAGAAUGCCCCCCGAAGCAUGCUGAGCGCGCCGAGGGCCGAGCACGCUUAUUUGAGGCGGCUAUUGAGCCAUGGCUUCUCUGAUCGAAGCCUGAGAGCUCAGGAGAGCAUGAUCAGGAGCCACGUAGACCUGCUCGUGUCACAGCUGCGCGAGGUAGGAGGGAACGGAGAGAAGCGCGUCAAUAUGAGAGACUGGGUCUCUUAUACUACUUUUGAUAUUAUCGGUGAGCUUUAA
Molecule: messenger RNA, 396 nt
Organism: Phaeoacremonium minimum UCRPA7
Lineage: Eukaryota; Fungi; Ascomycota; Sordariomycetes; Togniniales; Togniniaceae
Product: putative cytochrome p450 protein
Exons: 1
Coding region: 1-396 (131 amino acids)
Molecular function (GO): oxidoreductase activity, acting on paired donors, with incorporation or reduction of molecular oxygen; heme binding; iron ion binding
Source: RefSeq, a predicted model, not a curated record